Messenger RNA from Funneliformis geosporum, 894 nucleotides. The record is from the annotation of a GenBank genome assembly. Lineage: Eukaryota; Fungi; Glomeromycota; Glomeromycetes; Glomerales; Glomeraceae.
AUGAAUCAUGCAAGUUAUUCUUCGAACUUUAUUAAACCUUUCACUUUAAAUAGUAUUGGGAAGUUGACAACCCUCCCAUCUCUUCCGGAUGAUAUCCUUUUCAUUAUCAAAAAGGAUUUGGAUUUUGCAUCGACAAUCGCUUUAAGGAGCGCGUGUCGUCAAUUGUAUUCCGCAUUACCAGAUUCUCUCUUGUUCUCAAAAAUAGUUCUCCCUCCCACCUUAACUCAACAACAGUUUGAUAAUCUAUUCUCUUACCUACUUUCAACGAAUAAAACUCAAAUUAUUCGUAAUUUAACAUUUGAUCAAUCACAAGUGACCGAACGUGCUAUUAUUUCCGUAAUGAAACAUUGUAAGAAUUUACAAGAUUUAUGCAUCUUAUCUUGCAAAAAUGUUAUGUUAUUGCCAAUGACAAAUGCGAUGGUACAAUGGCAUCAGGAUAAAUCAGGAAAUUCCCCGGAUUUGAAGGAGUUAAAAAAGAUUAACUUGACCAGAUGCAUCGGUGGGAAAAGACAUUCCUUAACCAUUAAAAAAGUUAUUCAAGAUUUACGUAAAUUACAAUCGAAUUCCGAGUCGGAAUUAUAUGAUGAUUCAAUUUCAGCAAAGAUCAAUUUGAUCAUAAAUUCCACUCCCACUCAAUCAUUAUUGGAUGGCGUAUUUCAACUUCGAAAUUGUCAAGAUGAUACAUGUGAAUUUUGUACAAUGUCAUGUGCGAGUUGUAAAGCAAGGUAUAAAUAUUGGGAUGAAUUUUGGAUAAAGUGUGGAUGGUGUAAAGGAAGAAAUUUUUGUGGCCCAUGUAUCACGGAAUCUUCAAGGAAGAAUAGAUUUAAGAAUUACGCCUUUCAAUUCAUGCGGAUAAAGUUAUGUCAAAUGUUUGAAUUACCUUGCCCUUAUUAA